GAUGUGGGUGUGCCUUAUGUUGAUAUUUCUAAAAUUUAAAGGUGCGCCUGAUUUGGUCUUAAAUUGCAUUUUCAGAUCACAAACAAUCUUACAUGGUCUUAAACCACGAGUAUGACCAUUACUGGACUCACUUCCAAUUUUAAAACUUAAAAGUUGUUAUGCAUUUGUCUCCCCUCACAUGUUAUCGAGCAGGGCUAAUCCUUGAGACUGAAUGUUGUGAGCAGAGGUGUCCUCCAUUGUGAGGGGAGGUAUCCCCCAUCGUGAGAGGAGGAAAUUGCUUGACCAUUCAAGUAGAUGUAGCAUGUUUUCAAAGGCAUGUAUGUCUGCACCUGUUUGCCUCUUGGUGGCCAUUCUGGUGAGACUUGGCCUGAUGUUGUAUGGAGAGUGGCAGGAUAGGACCAUGCUAGUCAAGUAUACAGAUGUGGAUUAUUAUGUUUUCACUGAUGCUGCAAGGCACAUUAUUGAGGGAAGAUCUCCAUAUGAUAGAGCUACCUACAGGUACACCCCCUUCCUUGCAAUAUUGCUGACACCCAAUAUAUAUUUGACAGUCUUUUUUGGAAAGCUCAUCUUUAUACUAUGUGAUGUACUCACAGGGUGGCUCCUAUAUAAAAUACUGCAGGCUCAAGGAGUGGAUGGCCAAAAAGCAUUGUGGUAUUCAUUACUUUGGCUAUUCAAUCCUCUGCCUGUGACGGUAUCAAGUCGGGGGAAUGCAGAGUCCAUUAUGACAACAUUGGUACUAAGCACAAUAUACACACUUAUGAAGAAACAGUACGUGUUGUCUUCCAUACUGUAUGCUGUAUCGGUGCAUGUCAAGAUAUACCCCGUUACCUAUGCACUGCCCAUCUAUCUGUUGCUCAAUAGAGAUUAUCUUCAAAAGAAAACUGCAGGAAAGGACCAAAGAAAGCGGACAGAUUUUUAUGAGCUCAUUAUUCCCAAUGCAGCAAGGAUCACAUAUUUUGUGAUAGCGGGAAGUGUGUUUGUUGCUUUAACUGGAGUGUGUUACUUUUGGUAUGGAAACAAGUUUCUUUACGAGACCUACUUAUACCACAUUACAAGGAGAGACAUCCGUCACAACUUCUCAGUGUAUUUCUACAUGCUGUACUUACUAGAAGAAUCCAGCUACUCCUUCUAUUUGGGACUGGGUGUGUUCUUGCCACAGAUGCUGUUACUGCUACUGGUAUCAUGGAAGAUGUACCACAAUCUGCCACUUUGCUGCUUUGUCCACACUUUUGUUUUUGUGACAUUUAAUAAGGUGGUAACUUCUCAGUACUUCUUGUGGUAUGGUUCCUUGCUGCCUCUGGUAAUACCCCAUUUGACCAUGAAGAAAACUACAGGUGCUGGACUGGUCAUUGCUUGGUUUGCUGGACAGGCAUUGUGGCUGACACCAGCCUAUUAUUUGGAGUUCCAGGGAGUGCCGACAUUUCUUUACAUCUGGCUUGCCAGCCUGGUUUUCUUCACAGUAAACAUAGUGAUACUGCAGCAGAUAAUCUUGGCAUAUAAAAGGACUAAUGAUCAGCUUGAAUAUUACAAGCCAGAUUGAAAGGCGCUCUCUUAGUACGAAGCAGUAUGUACAGUGGAAACAACCAAAUAAGUGGAUCCCACUGAAACCACUGUAGCCUCCCAGUGUCAGAAUGCUGAAGCCGUGUGAAUGGAAUACUCCACAACUACCAAGUUGCUAGCAUUUUAGGCCCUUUGUUGAGUGGUCCAUAUUGUGAUACUUCAAAUAUACUGUAGCUCAGCUGAAUAAUUUAUGUAUUUUACACAUAAAAAGGAGGGAAAUUCUGUCCUUGCCAGGUGCAAAGUAGAUAGCAACUAUAGUGAUGACUCAAUCUUUUCAAUUGGGAAAAAAUUUAAAUUUUUCAGAUACAGAUUAUCUUUAUCAGUAAAUAAUAUAUCCCUGAUAAGCAGUUGUGGUGCUUUUUAUAAAUAAAGUAGAACCAUAGUGUGGCCUGCUUUUCAAUUUUAUUGCAAUCACUCAGUAGUCAUGUUCUACUCUUGAGAAUUAUUGCUAAAGAAAGCAGUAUCUAUAAAAUUUACAAUUUUCCCCAUUGAAAAGAUCAAGUCAUUACACUAUUUAGGUUAAGACUUUAUACAAUAUAUUUCAUGAUUGUAAAGGACAACAAAAUAACCAUGAACUUCAACUUUCUUGGUUUGUAUUGUCAAAGAAAGCAGUAAAGACUCCACAAACAUAACAAGACGGGGUUGAUAAUGGCAUGAAUUACAGUUAACACGAGAGGCAAACCAUACAAAAAAAA
Messenger RNA from Lingula anatina, 2255 nucleotides. RefSeq names its product GPI alpha-1,4-mannosyltransferase I, catalytic subunit. Gene Ontology annotation, molecular function: alpha-1,4-mannosyltransferase activity; GPI mannosyltransferase activity. The record is from RefSeq and is a predicted model, not a curated record. NCBI's taxonomy places the organism in Eukaryota, Metazoa, Brachiopoda, Lingulata, Lingulida, Lingulidae. Gene Ontology annotation, biological process: GPI anchor biosynthetic process. Gene Ontology annotation, cellular component: glycosylphosphatidylinositol-mannosyltransferase I complex; membrane.